UUUCGCUCUUCCGUAGGUGCCUAAAAAAUGGAUGAGAUAAAGGGAUUCUUCAAACAGGCCGGCAAGGAAUUCCUAAAUGCCGCCGGUGAUGCAGCCAUGGGUGCUGCCAAAGAAGUUAUGGGUUCAGUUAUCAAUGAAAUAUUCAUUAAAAAGGAGGCUGAAACUAAAAGGAUUUUACCCAGCAUUAAAAAUAUGAGAGUGGUAUCCAAACGAACACAAUUGCUUGGUGAAACGGCGGCAUACUCGCACAGGCCUCGUCAGGAUAUACAAGAUUUUGAUACCAUAAGGCAACAAUGUUUAAACAGUGGCUCCCUGUUUGAAGAUCCCCUGUUUCCAGCCAGUGAUGAAUCUCUUAUGUUCUCAAGACGUCCAGAUCGUUACAUCGAAUGGCUUAGGCCACAUGAAAUCUGUGACGAUCCCCAAUUCUUUGUCGAGGGCUAUUCUCGUUUCGAUGUCCAACAAGGUGAACUGGGUGAUUGUUGGCUUUUGGCCGCCGCUGCAAAUCUCACACAAGAUUCGAAUCUCUUCUUCCGUGUUGUGCCACCGGAUCAAAGCUUUGAGGAAAACUAUGCUGGUAUUUUCCAUUUCCGUUUUUGGCAAUAUGGCAAAUGGGUGGAUGUGGUAAUUGAUGAUCGUCUGCCCACCAGCAGGGGUGAAUUAAUGUAUAUGCAUUCAGCGGAAAGAAAUGAAUUCUGGAGUGCCUUAUUGGAAAAAGCCUAUGCCAAAUUACAUGGUUCCUAUGAAGCCUUAAAGGGUGGUUCAACCUGUGAAGCCAUGGAAGAUUUUACCGGUGGUGUCACCGAAUGGUAUGACCUCAAGGAGGCACCACAAAACCUCUUUAGUAUUUUGGCCAAGGCUGCCGAACGCAACUCCAUGAUGGGUUGCUCGCUAGAGGCCGAUCCCAAUGUCCUGGAAGCCGAAACCCCUGAAGGUUUGAUUCGUGGCCAUGCCUACUCCAUAACCAAAGUUUGCAUGAUCGAUAUUGCCACACCAAAUCGUCAGGGAAAAAUUCCCAUGAUACGUUUGCGUAAUCCAUGGGGUAACGAGGCUGAAUGGAAUGGCCCAUGGAGUGAUGGUUCGCCAGAAUGGCGUUACAUACCCGAUGAUCAAAAACAUGAAAUCGGUUUAAAUUUUGAUCGUGAUGGUGAAUUUUGGAUGUCAUUCCAAGAUUUCUUGCAUUAUUUUGAACGUGUGGAGAUUUGUAAUUUGUCACCCGAUUCGUUGACUGAAAGUCAACAAAACGAUGGCAAACGUAAAUGGGAAAUGUCAAUGUUUGAGGGUGAAUGGACACCAGGUGUUACAGCUGGUGGCUGUCGUAAUUUCUUAGAGACUUUCUGGCAUAAUCCCCAGUAUGUGAUAACAUUGGAAGAUCCCGAUGAGGAGGAUGAUGAUGGUAAAUGUACCGUGAUUGUGGCCUUAAUGCAAAAGAAUCGCCGUUCGAAACGUAAUUUGGGAAUGGAAUGUUUGACAAUUGGUUUUGCCAUCUAUCAUUUGAAUGAACGUGAUUUGCAAGUCCGUCCUCAGGGUUUGAGUUUCUUCAAAUAUCGUUCAUCGGUUGCAAGAUCACCACAUUUCAUCAAUACACGUGAGGUUACCGCCCGUUUCAAAUUGCCACCCGGCCAUUAUUUGAUUGUACCCUCGACAUUCGAUCCCAAUGAGGAGGGUGAAUUUAUUAUACGUGUCUUCUCUGAAACCCAAAACAAUAUGGAAGAAAAUGAUGAUCAUGUGGGCUAUGGCGAUUCGGAAGAUAAUGACAAUAGACCUGGCGGAUUGUACCCCAAUAUGCCUUCACCCGUGGCACCCCCCGUGGAUCCCCAAAAGGAGGCCUUGGCCCGUCUCUUUAAAUGUGUGGCUGGUGCUGAUAUGGAAGUUGAUUGGAUGGAAUUGAAACGCAUUUUGGAUCAUUCCCUAAGGGAUGAAUUACCAAUAACCACGACAAAUCUAGAGACAGCCACAAAUGUCAAAGAAAACUUAGCACCGUUAAUGGCCCAGGAAAAUGGUAAUGUGCCAAAUACUAACAACAACAAUGAACUCGAUGUGGGCAAUAUUUUGAAUAGCAUCGUCUCAUUGUUGUGUGGCCUUUGUAAUAAAGAUAAUAGUGUACAAGAAAUGUUUGGAUUAGAUGAUCAGAACAAUACGACGCAACGCCUGUAUGACCCUAAUCGCACAGAUGACUACAACAGCCAGGUAAUGACUGCCACACCCGAAGGCUUCUCCAAGGACAUUUGCCGUUCCAUGGUGGCCAUGUUAGAUGUAGACAAAUCGGGUAAAUUAGGUUUGGAAGAAUUUGAAGCCCUCCUCACCGAUAUUGCCAAAUGGAAGGCUGUCUUCAAAAUCUAUGAUGUCCAUCAGACGGGACGCAUUGAUGGUUUCCAGUUGCGUCAAGCCCUUAACUCAGCUGGUUAUCAUUUGAAUAAUCGCAUUCUGAAUGCCCUGGUACAUCGUUAUGGUUCACGGGAUGGUAAAAUUGCAUUUGAUGACUUUUUAAUGUGUGCCGUUAAGAUUAAGACAUUUAUUGACAUUUUCAAGGACAAAGAUACGGAAAAUACCGAAACGGCCACAUUUACCAUGGAUGAAUGGAUUGAAAGUACAAUUUACUCAUAAUUCGUUUUUUU
Molecule: messenger RNA, 2615 nt
Organism: Musca vetustissima
Lineage: Eukaryota; Metazoa; Arthropoda; Insecta; Diptera; Muscidae
Gene: CalpA
Product: calpain-A
Exons: 12
Coding region: 28-2604 (858 amino acids)
Biological process (GO): proteolysis
Cellular component (GO): cytoplasm
Molecular function (GO): calcium ion binding; calcium-dependent cysteine-type endopeptidase activity
Source: RefSeq, a predicted model, not a curated record